GCCGCGGCCCAGUUUCAGCUCCGGAUGCGGGCAGUAGUCAACUAAGCUCUACCUCUGGGUCUUCUUCUACCUUCAGCUAUGGCAUCUUUGCCCCAUAAUGCUUCGUCCUCGCUCAUUAACAGGAGUAACAAGCGUCGGCCGACCGCCCUGUCAUGUGCAGAAUGCAGGAGGCGCGAUAAUCUUCACACCGUUCACAACGGAUCUUGACUUAUUUAUCCAUACUGCCAGGCUCAAGCUCAAGUGUAGCCGCGUCUUCCCUUGCAGGUGUCAACUGUAUAAAGAAGGGAUGCACGGCCAUAUGUCCCGAAGGCGCGUCCGUUUCUUUGGGAUCAUAUCCAUCAACUUGACGCGACACUGUGUAGGAUCAUUGACGACCGGCAAAGGUGCGAUCUUCUUUGAAACUACCGGGUACCUCUCAAAGGAAACUUCGAUUUUAGGAAACAGAUUCGUUCUAGCAAACACAGAAGAGCUCCAUGAGAAGAUCAACGAGCUUUCUUACCGAGUGCGUCAACUCGAGGACGGUCUCAAACAGUCUCAUCUGCAGCACACUUCCGACACACAUCCUCUUCUUUUACCGGAUCUAUUGAACAUCAAACGGCCCUUAGAACGGGAACGCCCAGAUACUGUGUCCAAGGAAGAGAUUCUCGAUUCCACAAAUGAUGGCGUGGAUGCUAUGGGCUCUCUUUCCAUUUCCGACGGCGGAAGGGCAACAUUCUUUGGGCAAGCUGCUAAUUCAUGGUAUCUGCUCAAAGUAAGAUUUGAGCUGUUUCUAUCUGUUUCUUCAUUCAUUAGGCAGAAUGAAACGUCUUCGGUCGAUGAAGAGGAGCCACUGGCUGGAAGUCCAAUCUCCCCACACGAUCUAUCCUGGAUGGCGCACUCUUUUCCCUUCUCUGUCUCGGGGCCGAAGAUGGACAACGCAUUGAGAGAGAAUCUCUUGAAUCUCUUACCUCGAGCAGAUGUUGCGCAGCGUUUCUGUAGCUCCUAUUAUCGACACGCGGCCUGGAUAUACUGUCCUAUCACAGAGACCGACUUCUACCAGACUGUCUUCACUCCGAUAUAUGAAUCGGAUGGGUUUAGUUACGACACGUUCAACUGGCACAAGUUGGGCGUGCUCUUUAUGGUGCUUGCGCUAGGCACAUUGGUGGACUUGGAAAUGCCUGCGCAUUCACAUGAAGCGACGGAAUUCUAUCAAUUGGCUCGAGCAGCAUUGGCGCUUGAUUCUGUGUUGGAUCAGCCUUCGUUCGCUGCGAUCCAGGCACUGCUCCUCAUGUGUCACUUCAUGUUCUGGGCCGAUAUCGAACAACCACGAUGGGUGAUAAUGGGUCUGGUGGUCAAGUUGGCACACAGUGUCCGUGUUCUGGCUUGUGACCAUUGCUACGAUGUACUGACCCAGCUCGCUAGAUUGGACUCCAUCUGGAAGAAACGCACAGAAGACGGUGUCUGCUCUACGAGAUCUACACCUACGACUCUUGGCAGGCAGGUUUUCCUCCCAGUGCUGAUUCUGCGAUGUCUUGAAAUUCAGCAGAGCCUUACAUUCGGAAGACCGCCCUCGUUUUCGCUAGCUCACAUUGACGCGAAACUGCCGCAUGGAACGACUACCGAUCCUUCCGGAGAAACAGAGAUGUCCUUUGAGGCGUGGAAACAUCGAUGGUCAACCGAGUGCCUGUCUGUUCUACAUGAUCAAGUCUUUGGCGCGCGCCCUCCAGCAUACAGCACAAUCAAAGAGUUGGACAAGAAGUUGCGGGCGUAUUACAUUCCACCGAGUCUCCAAGUACCUGGGUUUGGCGGAUCGAAGCGCACUGCACAGCUCGAACAGCCCACAGUACAGCUGACGAUGCAGCGAUACUGUGCAUUCGCUAUCAAGGAGAUUGCCACAUUCUACAUGCAUCGAGGGUUCUUUGCUCAAGCGUUCGAAGGCAAUCCAUCGGAUCCCAUGGGAAGUAAAUACGCGCCCUCAGUCCUGGCAGCCUACAGCAGUGCUUGCACUUUUGUGGGUCUCAUUGAGAGCUUGUUCAAACAGCAACCCAUUCUGGCGGAGCGCAUGUGGUUUUACUUCAUGCACGUCUUCUCUUGUGCAAUUGUUCUCGGCUCAAUAGCCGUAAAACCACGGAUGGCUGUGGCUCCUUCAGCUCUCUCCCAUCUCGAAACCGCGUGUUCGCUGUUUGAAAAUGUUUCAGAUCAGACGCGCACCACCAAGAUCCUGCCCAUCUUGCACAAGCUCAAAGCUCGCGCCCGGGAAGCUUUGGCGAAUCCCACAUCCGAAUCACCCAGGAUCAAGACAGAAGCUGCCGAACUCAGCGUCCUCGGCGGCGGGACCCGACUGGUGACGCGGCGUACAAACUCGACGCCAUCAACCCCUUCUCGGUCCGAUCCAGCUUCGUCACCAUCUCCGCAGCCCACUCUUGAAAGUCCAUGGCAGGGCUUCCAGGGCUUUCCUCCGGUGUCCCAAGAAUAUAGCCAUCCACAGUACAUGCUGUCAUCCAGCGGCUACGAGUCAUCUAUUCCGAUGCAAAGUGGAACCGAAUACUACUCGUACUCUCAAACGGCAUACUCUCCAGGUUCAGAAGAUGCCCUCAUGCAGUCCGAUCUAUCAUAUUCAUGGCAGAAUUUUAUGUCUCAAUACCAAGGCUAAAUGCGUAUGCGGAGGACUGUAACUGUACACUGUAUCGUUAGACUGUUUAUUACUCGACGGAAAUGGAUUAUUGAAUGUGACAUCACGUCUCCCGUCUGCGUCCCCCUGCUAUCAUGUAUUCUCACCCUACGAACGCGACACUGGCCAAGGAAAGGCUUUAUGCGCAACUGGCAGGCUCGUUGGCCCGGAUGUCACGCGCCAUCGGUACGACUGCCGACCUGUGCGAGCAACUGCAAGUCGAUUUACAGGCCAUGCGGACAUUCGCUGGAUUAGAUGCCUCAAAAUUGAUGUCCGUGGCGGCACAACAGAACAACGAUGGCGUUGACAACGAGGAUGCGGACGACGAAAGAUCGGCCACUCGACCAUAAUGCGGGUGUCUGGAUUCAUGCAUCUCUAGAUUUGCCCACAUUGUAUCCGUGUGCUCGGUCUGCCUCAUGUAUCAUGCAUUGUAAGGUUCUAAAAGUUAAAUCCCUACGAGCGCCUUCA
Messenger RNA from Mycena citricolor, 3118 nucleotides. The record is from the annotation of a GenBank genome assembly. NCBI's taxonomy places the organism in Eukaryota, Fungi, Basidiomycota, Agaricomycetes, Agaricales, Mycenaceae.